Molecule: messenger RNA, 567 nt
Organism: Closterium sp. NIES-65
Lineage: Eukaryota; Viridiplantae; Streptophyta; Zygnematophyceae; Desmidiales; Closteriaceae
Source: the annotation of a GenBank genome assembly
AUGCUCUGUGGAAAACGGUUUCCCUCCCGUCCAGCAGAUAAGCCGCCCCAGUCUGCUCCCUCCCUUUCACUUGCCCCGCUCGUUUCUGAUUGGCUGCUCCCUCUCCCCUCUGAUUGGCUGCUCCCCCUGCCCUCUGAUUGGCUGCCUCCUCUCCCCUCUGAUUGGCUAGAUUCUCUCGCCUCCGAUUGGUCCAGCGUUCUGGCUUCCACGCCCCCUUCCUGCCCCCUUCCAACAGACGCUUUUCUGACUCUUAAUCGGCGAGUAGGCUUGCCUCUGGCACUUCCUGCUGCUGUCGACAUUGGCAGCGUUGCUGACAUGGCGGAAAACUCUGCUGCGGCUGACGUGGCCGAUGACGAGGACAGAGAGGGUGGUGACGUCAGGAACGUUGAGGAUGACGUGGAGGUUGAGAAGUCAGUUCCUCCUGCUCCCCCUACUCCCGCUGCUCCUCCUUCUCCUCCUCUUCCUGCCCCUCCUUUCCUCCCUCUUCGCCUGCCCUCCUGUGCUGCUGAAACAUUGGCUUCAGUAGAAGCGGCAUCCGCUGCUAAACCAGCAUCUCUAGCGCUUUAG